Rosa chinensis is the source of this 1139-nucleotide messenger RNA. Its product is annotated as E3 ubiquitin-protein ligase ATL4. The transcript has a single exon. NCBI's taxonomy places the organism in Eukaryota, Viridiplantae, Streptophyta, Magnoliopsida, Rosales, Rosaceae. Bases 140 to 892 code for a protein of 250 amino acids. The record is from RefSeq and is a predicted model, not a curated record.
ACUUUUCCCUCCUUGAAUCCUCGUCUCUUUCCUUUGGCGACUAUAUAAAGCUCACUACUCCGAACCAAAUUCAAAUUCAAAUCUGAUAAACACACUCUCUCUCUCUGACUAGACCAAAACCCUAACCACCGCCACAACCAUGUCAUCGCCGGCGAUUGUGCUCCUCAUCCUCUUCAUCCUGGUCGUCGCUGCUUCACUCCUCCUCUACUACCUCCGCCGAUCACAACCUGUCCGUCACUCCGCCAACGCCCCCGUGCCGCUGCAGCACUCACAGUCUCGCCGCCGGCAAGUCUCUCCUGCACCUUCCUCCUCCGGCCUCCUCCUCCUCCUCCCGCGGUUCAAAUUCUCCGACCUGAAACGCCCUGGCUCCGUCACCGUCGGCGGAGACUGCGCGAUUUGCCUGGCGGAGUUCGAGCCGCAGCACCAGCUCCGCCUCCUCCCUCUCUGCCUCCAUGCCUUCCACGUAGAUUGCAUCGACACCUGGCUCGCCGGCGAGUCGCUGAUUUGUCCAGUUUGCCGCGCCGUGGUCUUCCGGUCCGACUCGGACCUCCUCCUCCAGACAGCCUCCUCCGCCGGCGGAAGCUUCCGGCUGGCGAUCGGCAACGUCAGCAGCGGCCGGCGUCAGGACAAUUCGAGGAGCUCGCGAACUCACUCAAUUCGCGGAGGUGAAUUCGAGUAUGUUGUGGAUGAGGAAUGGGAGCUUCAACUCAGAGAUGCGAUUCACGACGUCGAAGGCGAGGACGGCGAGAUCGUCGCCGUCGUUAUCGACAGCCAACCUCCGCCGUCUACGGUGGAGUAUCAAAGCUCCUGCGGCAUGAUUUUCACAGGGAGCAGCCGUCGUUGGACGGAGCUAUCCGAGGGACUGGAAACGAUUUACCGGUGGCUCUCCUGAAGUUGAGGUGAAAGAGAUGACUUAAACGACAGUCGUUCCCACAAUACUAAGACAACGUUUUAAUCAGCGUGUUUAGAAAAACUGAAGGAGUGAAAGAAAAGGAGAAGAAAAUAAGGUAGAACUGUGUUUGAUAAAGCUCUAGUAUUAAUGUUCAAUGCUAUCAGCAACUAGUUGUGGUUCGUAGAAAUCAGUGAAAGAAAACAAGUUAGAUCAAGCAAUAGUAUAGUUCGUAAGAUGCGACAUUUUU